CUUUUACAGAAAUCCUGCAACGUGUAAUUUAAAUUUCGAAGCGCGUGAAGUGAUCACAUGACUUACGCGUCGUGAAACUCCGCUGUCACUUGUCACAGUACACUGCUGUAAACAACGAAAUUUGCACCUUGACCUCCACCUUCCUCCCCCUCUCUUCACUUUUUGGAUACUGCAGCUCGCGCUCCCGCUCUUUUCUCGUCAUUCAGCUAUUCCAGCCCUCGCCUCUCAGAGGGCAGUGUCCUUUAUAGUAUCUUAGCCAGUAUGGAUUCAGUGUCCACCACACAAACUACCGCAGUGGAGGCCCGUCCUUCUUUCGUGCCAUCUCUGUCAUUUUCAGGGUCUUCGUCGACCGCGUCAGUCUCAAGACCAUUAAAACGGCACUUAACAUCAGACCUCGACUUCCUCGCUCCUGCAGCGGCAACCUUCAAACCACACCCUUACUCUCCAGCCAAUCUGACAAAUUCUAAUCUUAUUGGCUCUCGCAAUCGGUACUUACACAGUACGCGUCAGCAAAACCGCGCCUCCGCUACUUCGCCCCCUCUCACUCUUGAUGUCUCCGAGAAAGAUCCUGAUGCCGUAUUCAUUCGCCCGCCUUUUGACUCCUUCCCAGGUGCAGAUACGUUUCCGGAAGGCCUCACUUACACUUUGAUGGCUGACCAUCCCGACUGGUUCCUUGACCCCAAAGACUACCUGCCUCUAGAGGGACCCGCUUUCAAACCAGACGCUAUUCCUUACCCUCCAUACUUGGAGCCACCUCGAGGGUGGUGUCCAGCCAAGAAGAGAGACCUGAAGGAUAAAGGACCUGAUGGUUGGGCUGAAGGCGAAGAGCCGCGUCUUCGUUGCACUUUCUGCAGGCGACACUAUGCUGGUGUAAACGCCAAGAGUAUGUGGAGGAGGCACGUUUUUGAAAAGCACAAAGUCGCCAUGUCAAAUCGUCGUGAAGGGUGUGAGCGUCCCCGUGGACGAGGCUCUACUAAGGAAAACAGGCAACCAGGAACCCUUAAAGAAAAAACCCUCGAUAACGUUAUUGGCAUGGAAGUUGCCCCUCAGACAAGUACGCGCAAUACUACACAUAAGUCUAAAUUCCAUUCUCUGCCGCCUGUGUUGCGCAGCCAGAAAGACGCGCCGAUUCUCUCAUCAGCUGAUAAUGCCACUACCUCACGGCCCUCUCGUUCACCACCGUCGACGCCUCCCCCACUGCCGUCGUCUGAUGCGUUGGAAACAACUUGUUUAUCGCCUUGUCCCGCACCUUAUCCGUCGUCUCCUUAUGAUCCCUCCUUGACACCCUCAUUCCGUCAUUGCUCUCCUAGCCCGCCCUCUGAGCACCCUUGGAGAUAUCCCAGUCCUAGCCAUCCUCUGUAUUCACGACAGUGCGAAAUAUCCCUGAGCGAUCUACGCUCUCCAAUUGCCAAGAAAGGCAUCCAGAAUGGUGCCAGUCCUAAGACUGGUACACCGGAAGCAUCACUGCGUAAAUUUGGUCCCCUUGUAGCUCAGGCUUUGGACUCUGGUCCUUCUCUGCCGCUAUCUUCCCCUUCCUCUCUGAAGGGGCUAAAUUCGCCAUUGACUGGUUCGGCGAGGCCCUGGCGCCCCCCGUUCCAAUCAAAUUCUCCCCUUGCAUUGAGCACCCACCUGACACAGCACCACAACUUAACCAUCUCCGCAGAGGACUGGUUUCCAAGGUUCGAAGACUCGCUGAUAUCAACAAUUGAGUCGCCAGCAGAAACAUCAAUCGAGUUCACUGGCGAAAGCCCAAUAUUAAGAAGUCGAACACUUCCCCAACAUGCAGGAAUAGGUUUGUUGGACCCUUUCACAUUUCUCAGCGAUCCUUCGCAUGGAGAGGAUGAUGAUGAAGCCGAAGUGGAGGAGGCGCUCAUCGCGGCCAGUCAGUCCCCGGCGGAAAACAACUCCAGGGACCCAUCUCCGCCUUUCAAAAGAAGAAAGCUUGUUGAUGUUUUUGGAUGAAGGUAGUUGGUUUCCCGAACCUCUUUUGUUUUGAUCUUCUGCUAUCCAUGUUAUCCCGCGUCUACUCUAAUAUCUCUCAAAUAUUGUUCCUUUUCUGUUGUCGUUUUCCAUGUCUUUCAGCCUAUUUAUUACCUUUGAUCUGUUGCCAGUGCCAUGGUACUGCAGGCUGUCCAUAUGCAUGAACCAUUACUUGUACGUACUUUUCUGCGUCUAGCUGUACCGCUAUCAUGUAACUAUACUGUAAUCAUGGAAUUGUCUGUAAGAUAGAACAAC
Messenger RNA from Desarmillaria tabescens, 2235 nucleotides. RefSeq lists its product as uncharacterized. The transcript is spliced from 3 exons. Bases 262 to 1962 code for a protein of 566 amino acids. The record is from RefSeq and is a predicted model, not a curated record. NCBI's taxonomy places the organism in Eukaryota, Fungi, Basidiomycota, Agaricomycetes, Agaricales, Physalacriaceae.